GAACGACAUUAUUAUAAGAGCAUGCGUUAACGCUAAUUUGCUUACACAGCUCUCGAUAUAUAUAAAAGAUUUCCUUGGUAGUUAAAGUGUAACCUAGGAUUUUCUUAAUGUUUUUCUGUUUAUAACUUAUAUAUUUUUUCUCCGUUCAAAGUGUGCUCGUCAUUGAAAAGCGCUUAUUUCCCACUUAACUGUUUAAAACACGUCUUUAAUUGAACCCUUGCGGUAGUCGUUGCGGUGAAGACUCCAUUUUCCCAUAAUGAAUUUUUUAUAUUAAAGAAAUUAAACUUGCAUUUUUUUUUCUUCGGCGUUACCCCCUCCACUCGCUCCGGUUCUUCUUAUUUAUGGCAUCUUUUGUUACCAAUUAAUUUGCUGGUUUGUUCAUCCCUUUUAAAUUGUGGUUUUCGGAAACUCCUAAAUCUCGUGAUGUUUAACAUUCGUUAAGACACCACCUCAUAAAUGCAUUUUAGUACUUUGCUCGUUAAAGCUGUUUUAAGUAUAUGAAACAGAUAUCAAGGCAUUAUCAAAGUCGAUGAUUUUGGGAUACAAAUCUCAUUAAUAACAGUUCAACUUUCCAUACUUAUAAAUUUUGCAUUGGAUCGUAAUUGUCUCUUGAUCUGUAGGCGUUUAAGCUCCCUGUCAGAGCGAAAAGGUUUUUACAGACAACAUAAGUUCAUUGUACAAUUUAUCUAAUACACGGAAUGGAAAGCGUAGUCAGAAAGGCAGACCUACAACUGCUGCCAUCUUUACCGAAAGAAGAAGACAAUGAUAUCUGUGAAGACAUCUCGCAAGAAACUGUCAUAAAAGGGAAAACAUUACCUGAAAAAAGGAUGGACGCAAAGUUUAUUGUAGCGAUGUACAAGGACGCAUGCAAACAAUACAACACGUUCCCCGUUUCCAAAUUUAUCCGUCAGUACCCAACGGGAGUCAUAGACCUGAAGCAUUACGGAGUCGGAGAUAAGGGUGCUUUGGCCCUAGCAACGGUCCUCAAGCAAGGAGAAGUGAGUUCACUUUGUCUCCAUGACAACGGAAUUGGUAUCGAAGGCUUAAGGUGUCUUAGUACGAUGUUGACUACCAAUGCUUGUAUCAAGAGUCUCGAUCUGUCUGGAAAUCCUGUUAAUAAGAGCAGCAUAGCUUGCCUCGGGCGGAUGUUAAGUGACAAUAUCUUUCUUUAUGAUUUGAAUCUGUCAACGUGCGGAAUACAGGGGAAGAACGCUGUUGCGUUACUCGAAGCAUUGCGUUACCACACUUCGAUAAAAACUCUCAAUUUAUCAUACAACGACCUUGGCCUCGAAGGCGCCACUUUGAUUGGCUUAGUUUUGCGUGACAAUAAGAGAUUGCAUUACCUGGACAUCAGCUGGAAUAACAUAAGAGACACCGACAAAAUAGCGGAAGGACUGGUUACAAAUACCUGUCUGGAAAUAUUGGAUUUAUCGAGGAAUGGAUUUGGGGAUCGCGGAGCGGAGAACUUGUCUCAAGCUUUGCUGCAGAAUCUAACGUUACGUGAAUUAAAUGUCAGCGGAGCUUGUAUCGGACUAGCUGGCGUAAAGCUAAUCGCGGGGAGCCUUAAACGGAAUAAGGUGCUUGAGGUUCUCAAGAUUGGUAACAAUCCAAUGUUGCCCGAAGGCGCGCAUGAGCUCCUCCGCUGCGCGAUGCGGAGCCCAAUGACUCUCGCGGAGCUCCAUCUCGACCAAGUCGUGCUUAAUGUCGAAUGUGAGAAAUCUCUAGACGACAUCUUUGAGCUAAAUCCAGCAUUUUACUGCAUCUCUGACGUUAGUAUAAAAGGCGGUGCUGUAACUUCCGGUAACCGACCGGAAAUAAUCGAUGUUUUCUUCUCGCACCUUAAUGCUCAAGAAUUACGUCUACAUGACUUGUUUAAGAUGCUUUCGAAUAACUACUCCGGAAGCGUGGUAAUGAAGAAGGAAGACUUUGUCGCUGGAAUGAGAAAGCUGAAGUUACCUAUGGGCGAGCAGCAGCUCGCUGCGCUGUUCGACACCAUAGACGAUGAUGGGUCUGGUGGGCUCACAUACCAGGAAUUCAUCAACAUGAAAAAACGCCGCCAAAGUCGAACGCGUAAGGGACUGGGAAAGACAGUUUUGACAAUGGUUGCAGCUAUGAAGUUGCGAGGGACUAAUUCGAGCGUUUAAAUUGAGACAAAUUGAAGGAACUUUACCAUUUGAAUUGUGCUUACGCUUUGUUGAAUUGUCAAAUUGAUAUUAUCCACUGACUUUCGUAACCCAAAGAAACCGAAACAUCCUAAAUUCUUUGGAAUAUCUUUACAAGGUAAAGCCUUAGUUGUAAAGCCUUAGUUGAAAUUGUUGCGUUACGGACGGUCCUUGUAAAAUAUUGCCGACAGUCACAACCGCCACAGUUUAAAAAAAAACUAGGUAAGGUAAAGCCUUAGUGGUAAAGUCCUGGUU
Molecule: messenger RNA, 2417 nt
Organism: Nematostella vectensis (starlet sea anemone)
Lineage: Eukaryota; Metazoa; Cnidaria; Anthozoa; Actiniaria; Edwardsiidae
Product: leucine-rich repeat-containing protein 74B
Exons: 1
Coding region: 699-2144 (481 amino acids)
Molecular function (GO): protein binding; calcium ion binding
Source: RefSeq, a predicted model, not a curated record